Messenger RNA from Caenorhabditis bovis, 3165 nucleotides. NCBI's taxonomy places the organism in Eukaryota, Metazoa, Nematoda, Chromadorea, Rhabditida, Rhabditidae. The record is from the annotation of a GenBank genome assembly.
AUGGCGAGAGCCCGACAGAGCCAGGCAAGUGCUCUCGCCAACAGCCAUACUAUUCAAUUGGCUGCGACCGAGAAAAGCUUGGAGAUCAUCGGGUACGGGAAAGUGGGAAGAUCAAUAAAUCCCGCCCACAAAUGGAUUAAUAAAUAUCGAGUAUUGAAUAGUUGGAAGAAGGAUGAGGAGUUGACGAUGGAGAAUAAGAGAACUGCCGCACAGGAGGUGUGCUCGCUGGUGGUAAUUCGGUGCCCGGUGCGAGGCUCCGCUUCGACGCCUGCGUCUUGCCAUCACCAAUCAACACUAAUCAAAGCUGCAAGAUAUGCGUCGGCGAGAGAGUAUCGGCAUCAGAGAGACGCGCGACGAUCCGACGACAACCUUGAUGAUGAUGAAGAAGAAGAAGAAGAAGAAGAAGAAGAGGAACAACGAUUCCAUCCGCCCCCAACUGCGAUGAGCCAUCAAGCAACAACUCGCCGAUCGAGGCCGCCGCAGAAACUCUUUGUGCUUUGUGAGGGAGGCGCGCGGAUCAACAAUUCGAGCGAUGGUGACACUCCAUUCGAUUGCGGCGCUCAUGGGUAUUGCUUUCCCGAAAAUCGAACAACAACAGCUUCAGAUAAGUGCGUUUCGUGCUCGCAAUGCUAUUGCCCCGACGGAACUGUGCAAGUGUCAACGAAUGAAUGUCAAGCUCCUUCGUCGUGUGUUCCGAACCCGUGCACAAAUGCGAAUCAGGAAUGCCAAGUGGAUGCUGGAAACGCGAAAUGCGUAUGCUUGCCAGGAUACACUGGAUCGGAUUGCAGCUACUUGGCCACCGAUCCGUGCUCCAAAGAGCCGUGCCUUCAAGGAGGCGCAUGCUCAUCAAUAGGCUCGGAUUACACUUGCACAUGCCCAACAGGUUACUAUGGAACUCAGUGUCAAUAUGAAGGAGAUCCGUGCAGUGGAUAUUGCCAAAAUGGCGGAACUUGUGAGAUGGUGUUCCAGGGAACCACACCGCAUUGCAUAUGCCCAUUUGAGUACAUUGGCGAGAAUUGCGAAACCAAAAGAAAUGUUCAAACAUCGUUCGUCGAUUGUUUCGAUGAUUCAGCAGCUUCAUUCACUGAUUACUACGUCUAUCCAUUGGCGAUUUCUAAGGGAACUGAUUGUCGAGAUGCUCUGAUCGAUUUCAGAAAAGCAAACCCCGAAUCGAAUUACGCGUUUUCAACGAUGAGCGGAACCCGUCAGAAAUGUUUGUUCUCGACAACCAAUCAAUUAACAGUGACCCCGAAGCCUAGAGGAUUGCUCGGCGGAUUGUUGAACGCCCUCUUAAACACUUGUGCCUACUCAACGCUGGACGCUGGCUUGGCUUCGGUUUACGAACUCAACGACAUCUGCGCAAUGGAUCCUUGCCGAGAAAACGUCGGCCAGGGCUAUUGUGUUCAGCUCUCGUCGACGAGCCGAGUGUGCAAAUGCAAUCCAUUAAACACCGGUACAUAUUGUGGCAUGGUGGCGACAUUGACGCCAUGCGAUGGGAUCGACUGCGGUGCGGGAACGUGUGAAGUCACCGAUGACCAAAUUGGGCACUACUGCAAAUGCAGCAAUGUUAAGAAACUCACACCUUGCGAAGCCGACCCCUGUGGGAAUAGCGAAUGCCUUUAUGGCGGUACUUGCGUCGAUCUGGGAAAUGGGAAUUAUACAUGUGACUGCCUCAAUUUGUAUACUGGCGAUCGAUGUGAAAUUUAUGAGCCUUGCGUAUUAGAACAGUGCGAAAAUGGAGGAACCUGUGUGCCGGAGUAUAAUCUUUUGGAUAGCAAAAUCAGUUGCGAAUGCACGUCGGAUUGGAAGGGCGAUUAUUGCGAAGAAGUUAAACUCGCAUGUGAUGAGAUGCCGUGUAAGAACGGAGCAAUCUGCAAUGACAUUAUCGGGCCUCCGAACACGUACAAUUGCACGUGCACACCGCAAUGGGAGGGAUUCAAUUGCACAAGCGACAUCGAUGAAUGCGCAUUGGACGUGACGUUAUGCAAAUCCAAGGAUCCGGGAGCUCAGUGUGUCAACACCAACGGAAGCUACUACUGCGUUUGCAGUGCGAAUAUGUUCGGAGCAGGCUGUGCAUAUAACAAAAUUAUUUAUGAGAUUAUUAAUUCGACGUAUGGAGGAAUGAAUGAAACGGAAAUGGAACAGAUGGUCGAAGAGCUCACAAACGAUCCAACAUUGGUCCGAGAUAUUGUGCCAUUCCUAAUUGGCGGUUAUAGCGAAGAAACACGAAUAAGUUUAUCAUGGUCCGCUGAAGACAUGUUCCUUUGGGUUGCUUAUGAGAAAGAGCUUAUAGACGUGAAGAAAAAUUUCUAUUCGUGGAACGACAAGGUAUUAGGAAAUUGUUUCACUUUCAAUCAUUUGAAUGCUUCUUAUCAAUAUUUAACAAGAAGUCCUGGCUAUGCAGGAGGACUUGAGAUUCAAAUGAAUGUGAAACAGGAUGAAUACCUUCCUUGGAUUGAUACAGCAGCAAUCCAAGUGUUCACGAGUACAACUGAGGAAAUAGUCACUUCGGAAUCACCCAGAGUUAAUUGUCCGCCGAAAUUUGAAUCUAAUAUUGCGAUUGAUAGAAAAGAUUAUAUUCGUCUUGGCGGCAGAUAUGGCAAAUGCGCAUCAUCUAUUGAAGACGUUGGAUCCUAUUACUAUGCCGGCGAAUACACUACAGAUGGAUGUUUGCGAUCAUGCUAUCAGGAUGUUGUACAAAACGCGUGCACUUGUAUGGAUCCGAGAUAUCCGAUGCCUGCCGGAGCGAGCUCAUGCAACAUCACUAAAAAGAACUGCAUUGAUGAUCUGCUGCUGGCUCGAGGAGACCCGUCCCAGUGGGAAGAGUGCGAUUGCCCUUUGCGAUGUUCCGAAAGAAUCUACACUGCGAAACUGACAAGAUUGACAUUUACCAAAAAGAUGUAUGAAUGUGAGCAGAAUUUCUUGGCAGUGAACAAGAGGAAAUGCUACAAUACUUCUGAUGAUAUGGUCCUUAUUCGAAUCGGCCUUCCCAAACUAACUUAUUUCAUCUACCAAGAGCAACCUGCCAUGGAUUUCUCCAAGUUCAUGUCUUAUACCGGAGGCUUAUGCGGAGUACUCGCUGGACUCUCCAUCGUCGCGUUCAUUGAGCUCAUCUUUCUCAUUUUCAAAUUAUUACUGAUUUUAAUUGCAAAUAGGGAAAUUUGA